Molecule: messenger RNA, 4050 nt
Organism: Amblyraja radiata (thorny skate)
Lineage: Eukaryota; Metazoa; Chordata; Chondrichthyes; Rajiformes; Rajidae
Product: electrogenic sodium bicarbonate cotransporter 1
Exons: 25
Coding region: 58-3276 (1072 amino acids)
Biological process (GO): transmembrane transport; monoatomic anion transport; regulation of intracellular pH
Cellular component (GO): plasma membrane; basolateral plasma membrane
Molecular function (GO): solute:inorganic anion antiporter activity; monoatomic anion transmembrane transporter activity; sodium:bicarbonate symporter activity
Source: RefSeq, a predicted model, not a curated record
ACUAUUGUUGGUGCCAAGAACAAUGCGACCAAUCUUUCUUCUAUUACUUACUACAGGAUGGAAGAUGAAGCCGUGUUAGACAGGGGAGCGUCCUUUAUCAAGCACGUCUGCGACGCCGAAGAGGUGGCGGGCCACCACACCGUCUACAUCGGUGUUCACGUGCCGAAGAGCUACCGCAGGAGGAGGCGUCACCGGCGACGGGGAGUGGGCCAGAAGGAGAGGAGCAAAGAGCGGGAAAGGACAGCGGAAGCUUCCGACCGAUCUGACACCGAGAACAAUGAGGACCAGGCUGGUGGCAGCCUGUUCAAACCCCACCUCUCGUCGGCGGCCGAGAGGAUCCGCUUCAUCCUCGGCGAGGAUGACGACAGCCCGGCCCCUCAACUCUUCACCGAGCUCGAUGAACUGCUGGCCAUCGAUGGGCAUGAGAUGGAGUGGAAGGAGACCGCCAGGUGGAUCAAGUUUGAGGAGAAGGUGGAAGAAGGGGGAGAGAGGUGGAGCAAGCCUCACGUGGCCACUCUCUCCCUGCACAGCUUGUUUGAACUCCGCACCUGCCUAGAGAAAGGGACGGUCAUCUUAGACAUGGAAGCUUCCACUUUGCCUCAGAUCGUAGACCUGAUCAUCGAGGAGCAGGUGGCGAAGGGUCUGCUGAAGGCUGAGCUGAAGGACAAGGUGACCUACACCCUGCUGCGUAAACAUCGGCACCAGACCAAGAAAUCCAACCUGCGCUCCCUGGCUGAGAUCGGCAAGACGGUUUCCAGUGCAAGUAGUCCGGCGAUGAUCCAUCGCAACCUGACCACAACCAGUAUGAACGACAUUUCCGACAAACCCGACAAGGAUCAGCUGAAGAACAAGUUCAUGAAGAAGUUGCCCCGUGAUGCUGAAGCAUCCAACGUGCUGGUGGGGGAGGUGGACUUCCUGGAGGCCCCCUUCAUUGCCUUUGUCCGCCUUCAACAGGCCGUGAUGUUGGGGGCAUUGACCGAGGUCCCAGUGCCAACCAGGUUCCUGUUUGUCCUGCUGGGACCGAAGGGGAAGGCCAAGUCCUACCACGAGAUCGGCCGAGCAAUCGGCACGCUCAUGUCUGACGAGCUGUUUCACGAUGUGGCCUACAAAGCCAAGGACAACGAAGAUCUCCUGGCCGGCAUUGACGAGUUUCUGGAUGAGGUGAUUGUGCUUCCUCCGGGCGAGUGGGACCCCGAGAUCAGGAUCGAACCCCCCAAGUCCCUGCCGUCCUCUGAUAAGAGGAAGAACAUGAUUUCGGGUGGAGAGAGUGUGCAGAUGAAUGGCGACAUGCCCCACGACAGUGGACAAGGAGGCGGGGGGCACGAGGUGUCGGACGAGCUGAAGAAAACUGGAAGGUUCUUCGGGGGCUUUGUGGCGGACAUCAAGAGGAAGAUCCCGUGGUACGCCAGUGACUUCUACGACGCGCUCAGCAUCCAGUCGCUGUCCGCCAUCCUCUUCAUCUACCUGGGCACGGUGACCAACGCGAUCACCUUUGGUGGGCUGCUCGGAGAUGCCACAGAAAACAUGCAGGGCGUGUUGGAGAGUUUCCUGGGCACUGCUGUCACUGGAUGCGUCUUCUGCUUGUUCGCCGGGCAACCACUCACCAUCCUCAGCAGCACCGGCCCCGUGCUGGUCUUCGAACGUCUCCUCUUCAGCUUCAGCAAGGACAAUGCCUUUGACUACCUGGAGUUCCGUCUGUGGAUCGGCUUGUGGUCGGCCUUCCUGACUCUGAUCCUGGUUGCCACGGACGCCAGUUUCCUGGUGCAGUACUUCACCCGCUUCACUGAGGAGGGCUUCUCCUCCCUCAUCAGCUUCAUCUUCAUCUACGAUGCCUUCAAGAAGAUGAUCAAACUCUCCCACUACUACCCCAUCAACUCCGACUUCCAGGUGGACUACGUAACCAUGUUCAGCUGCACGUGCCUGCCACCUGUCCCAGGUGUGAACUCAAGCCUUCAUUGGAAUGACUCUGACACGGUGACCUCCGCAAUGCCACUGCUGUACAAUGACACCCUACUCACAAACACGAGCUUUGACUGGUCAUCGCUGUCCAAGAAGCAAUGCGUGAAGUACGGGGGCCGCAUGGUGGGUGCAAGCUGCCACUUUGUCCCAGACGUUACCCUCAUGUCCUUCAUCCUCUUCCUCGGCACCUACACCUGUUCCAUGACCCUGAAGAACUUCAAAACCAGCCCCUUCUUCCCAACCAGGAUCCGAAAGCUCAUCAGUGACUUUGCCAUCAUCCUGGCCAUUCUGAUCUUCUGUGGACUGGAUGCCCUGGUUGGAGUGGACACACCAAAGCUAAUCGUGCCAAGCGAGUUCAAGCCAACGAGCCCAAAGCGAGGGUGGUUUGUGCCGCCAUUUGGGGGCAACCCGUGGUGGGUGUGCCUGGCGGCUGGCCUUCCUGCCCUCCUCAUCACCAUCCUCGUCUUCAUGGACCAGCAGGUCACCGCCGUCAUCGUCAACAGGAAGGAGCACAAACUGAAGAAAGGUGCGGGCUACCACCUGGAUCUGUUCUUGGUGGCCAUCCUGAUGGUCCUGUGCUCAUUCAUGGGCCUGCCCUGGUACGUGGCAGCUACCGUGAUCUCCAUCGCCCACAUCGACAGCUUGAAGAUGGAGACGGAGACAUCAGCACCCGGAGAGCUACCCAAGUUCCUGGGGGUCAGGGAACAGCGUGUGACUGGCAUCAUUGUCUUCAUUCUGACUGGAGCAUCUGUCUUCAUGGCACCCAUCCUCAAGUUCAUCCCGAUGCCGGUUCUCUACGGCGUGUUUCUGUACAUGGGCGUUGCUUCGCUGAAUGGCGUGCAGUUCAUGGAUCGGUUGAAGCUGUUGCUGAUGCCGGCCAAGCACCAACCGGACUUCAUCUACCUGCGUCACGUGCCGCUGCGCCGAGUCCACCUCUUCACCUUCAUCCAGGUGGUCUGCCUCACCAUGCUCUGGGUCCUCAAAUCAACCGUGGCCGCCAUCAUCUUCCCCGUCAUGAUCCUGGCGCUGGUCGCUGUAAGGAAAGCAAUGGACUACAUCUUCACCCAACAUGACCUCAGCUUCCUCGACGAUGUCAUCCCGGAGAAGGACAAGAAGAAGAAGGAGGAUGACAAGGAGAAAAAUAAAAAGAUGAGCGUGGACAGCGACAACGAAGAUUCCGAUUACCCCUACUCAGAGAAAGUUCCUGCAAUUAAAAUCUCAAUGGACAUGAUGGAGCAAGAACCUUUCCUAGCCAGUAACAUAUCUACUGACAGAGAAGAUCCGCCGACAUUCCUUGAACGACACACUGCUUGCUGAUUCCACCCCCUUCUACCAGUCUAUCUCCAUCCCAAGCCCUCCCACCACUCCAUGGAGAACCGUGCCUCAGAUAAGGAUUGAACUUGAGCCCGACUACGAAUUGGGAUCGUUGUGGAGAAGCCGCGGCACGGAAACAUCGCUCUGAUCCCCGGCGGACACACGCGUGUUGUGACGCCGGGUGGACACGCCUGGUACCCGGCAACAACAGCGGGCUAGGACCCGCUGGGGACAUGGGCACCUUUCACACCCUGUCUAUCCCAACCCACUCUCCCCCUCCCCCUCCCUCUCCCCGUGACUAACCUCCUGCCUGGAGAGUGUGAGGGGCCGGCGGGGACUGGGGUGGGGAGCAGAGGGGAUGAGUCUCCCUCCCCCACCACCUCCAGCCUGGCUCAGCGGUUCCUCCUCGUCCCGUUAAGAGCCAAUGCGAAGGACUAGCAGCAAAACUGCUGACUAUGCAAAGGUAACUUCUCCAAUGACACUUUAACCCUACCUGUCGGCAAACCUAAUUACAGACAGAUCAAAGACUCCUCACACCUGACCUCUUGUAUUGAACUCCAUUAGCAUUGGGUCCAGUAAUUAUCAGGUGUAAUAUAUUUUCCGGCAGCAGACACGGUCUGGUGUCAGAUGUAGUGCUACCUCUCAUUUCUAGAUGAAAGAAUUUCUGUAUAAAUGAUUAUUGUAUACUACUGUGAUUAUUAAUUUCAAUCUGACAGGUGAAAGCUGGGGGUCUCAAAAUCAGUAAUACUCCCUUAACAUAUCUCUGAAACCUUUUUU